UUGGAACAAGGAACACCUGUGACGAAGUCAGCACUUGAAUCCUGGAUUUCAAUGAGCUACUCUAAGCAUAGCGUACUAUCCGAUUUCCGAAAGCUCGGUGAUUCAAAGCGACAGCUUGGCUUUCUCUUACAUGAAAAACACAGGCAGUUGCUAGACAACCAUUCCCACCUAAGUAAAGAAACGUACCCAGACCCAUAUGGAAAGCUGGUCGAUUGCGAUAAUAACAAGUCGAGAAAUAUCAAGAAAAAGGAAGGAAGGCAGCUCCACGUUGUCAGUGAGUGGUUAAAGUUCCGACAAGUAUGGCUUACACUUUGGGCGCUAUUCAAGCGGCCACUCAAUUUUUCCUGGGCAAAAAUGAGCUGAGUAUCGACAACUGGACGUUCAAACUAUUCUACCAAGUGACUGCGUCAAUGUUGGUCGGAUCUUCGGUCUUGGUGACAUUCAACCAGUUUUUUGGUGAUCCCAUCUCAUGUGACCUGCCGCAAGGGGGCGUGAGCGAGAAAGUUUUAAAGGCAUAUUGUUGGAUGUACAGCACUUUCAAUAUCCCUCCAAGUUUUGAAGGUAGUUGUGCCCGGAAAAAACUGGAGGUUAUGCCCGUGUACAAUAGUUACUACCAAUGGGUGCCUAUUGUUCUUAUGAUGCAAGCAAUUUCCUGUUACAUUCCUCGUAUUCUUUGGCUCAUGAUGGAGGGAGGUCUCAUGAAGUUUUUGGCUAAGGGAAAAACUGGUCGAAUAGUUGAAGAUGAAGAAAAACAGAUUGCGAAUCUUCUGUACACAUUCAGACGCAAUCUGCAGAACAAGUACAACCGUUACACGUUGGUGUUUUUCCUGUGCGAAUUCCUGAACUUGUUCAUCGUCACCAGUCUCUUCUUCCUUACCAACUCAUUCCUGCAAGGCCAAUUCCUCACGUACGGCUAUCAAGUAUUUGCAUUUUACCAACUUCCUCCAGAGGAAACAACGGCCAGUGGCUUGAUUAAUCCCAUGUGUGAAGCGUUCCCACGUGUGGUCAGUUGCACGUACUGGAAAUAUGGAUCUGGCGGAAGACAGACAGGAGUGUCUGCUUUAUGCAUCCUGGCGAUGAACAUUAUCAUUGACAAGGUAUAUUUGAUCCUCUGGUUUUGGUUUAUCGUCAUAGCCAUUCUUGCAUUUUUCCGUGUUGCCGGUCGAGUAUUACAAUGCACAAGCACUUACGUCCGCUAUUAUUUACUCAAGUUCAAAAUGUACCGGUAUUUCAAAGACGACGACAACCUAAUCCGAAUCGAAGAGUACAUCCACGCUUGUUCACUUGGGGAUUGGUUCGUUCUCUACCAGAUGAGCAAGAAUCUGAAUCGAAGGUUCUUCUACAAAUUCCUCAUUGAACUCAGUUGGGAUGCUACCAGACUGAGAUAUGAAUACGAACACCCAGAAUAAUUGUGAAUCUAUCGCUCAUGAUCUACUUACUUAGAAACAUGACAUUACUCACAA
This is a messenger RNA of Tigriopus californicus, 1463 nucleotides long. RefSeq names its product innexin inx2-like. The coding region runs from base 300 to 1409 and encodes 369 amino acids. The record is from RefSeq and is a predicted model, not a curated record. NCBI's taxonomy places the organism in Eukaryota, Metazoa, Arthropoda, Copepoda, Harpacticoida, Harpacticidae. Gene Ontology annotation, cellular component: plasma membrane; gap junction. Gene Ontology annotation, molecular function: gap junction channel activity. The transcript is spliced from 7 exons.